AAACUGUUCAACACAUUUCAAUCUACUAAUCAAUUAUGGGUACCGUACUUCAAAAGAGAGCUGCUAGACGCACAAAGAAGAAUACAAGAAGAACAGCCGAUAGACAUAAAAAAAGAGUGACUAUAGUUGGCAAUCCCAUUAUCAAGAAAAAUUGGGACAAAAAGUUGACAGUGAAACAAAAUUAUGAAAAGUUGGGCUUAUUGACAGAAUUAAAUGGUUCUACAGGCGGUAAAGAAAAACUUAAUCCGGACAAUAAGGAUAAAACAGAAGAAAGUGAGGAUAUGGAAGACGACGCCACACCGAUGAAAGCGCUUGUGGACUUAACAGAUGCUGAAGUCGAAGAAUUGAAGAAAAAGCUUGCACCUGGAGAAGGUUUGAUUCAACGUGAUGAAGAAGGAAAUAUUUUACGAGUGAUUGUUGGUGAGAAGAAAUCGCACGAUGAUAUUUUGGAUGAAGAGAUUGCACCGGUUGAGGCAAAAACCGACGUUGUGCGACAAUUAGAGGAGCAAGCAGCCAAUGCAUUUCACCAUGAAAAGUAUCAAUCAGAGUUCCAAACCGACUGGAUUCAGAAACUGAUCAAUAAGCAUGGUGAUGACUACAAAGCCAUGUUCUGGGACAAAGAACUGAACAUAUACCAAAAUACAGCAGCGCAAUUAAAAAAGAAAUGUCAGCAAUAUUUGAAAAAGUAGUAGCUAUAAAAAUUGAUGGAAUGAAUAAAGAAU
Molecule: messenger RNA, 722 nt
Organism: Mycotypha africana
Lineage: Eukaryota; Fungi; Mucoromycota; Mucoromycetes; Mucorales; Mycotyphaceae
Product: ribosome biogenesis protein Nop16
Exons: 3
Coding region: 36-689 (217 amino acids)
Biological process (GO): ribosomal large subunit biogenesis
Cellular component (GO): nucleolus
Source: RefSeq, a predicted model, not a curated record